Cuscuta europaea is the source of this 336-nucleotide messenger RNA. The record is from the annotation of a GenBank genome assembly. Lineage: Eukaryota; Viridiplantae; Streptophyta; Magnoliopsida; Solanales; Convolvulaceae.
AUCGGUUCGGAUCUGAUCAGCUGCAUCAAUUCUCUGAGCAUUUCCAGGCUGCUCAGGAGACUGGUCAGGGUACGGGUGAUAUGCAUACCGUCCAUCUAUCUAUCCAGGUCGACCGGAUCUCAUUGGCAGAUCCGGUUCACGAAGUUGUAGAGAAGGGUGGAUGCUCGGCAAGUCAGAUCUGGUCUACCUCCGCAUUUUUCAACAACUUCAUUGUUCCCAAGCUGCUGGUCGAGCAGUGUGAGGAAUGCUUGGCCUUAGCGGCCCUGAAGGUUGGGCUCUACAGCCUGCAAAUGAGGGAUGCCCGGCUGGCCAAAGAGCGGGAGCUGAUUGUUGCCC